This is a messenger RNA of Trichomycterus rosablanca, 1588 nucleotides long. RefSeq names its product translocase of inner mitochondrial membrane 13 homolog (yeast) (gene timm13). Lineage: Eukaryota; Metazoa; Chordata; Actinopteri; Siluriformes; Trichomycteridae. The coding region runs from base 93 to 380 and encodes 95 amino acids. The record is from RefSeq and is a predicted model, not a curated record. The transcript has 3 exons.
GAAGCUCUCACAUGUGAAGUGAAGUGAUCAGCUGAGAGAAGCUGAAUCGCACUUUGUUGCAUUAUUACAAACUUAUUAAAGUUUAAAGAACCAUGGAGGGUUUCGGAUCUGAUUAUUCUGGAUCGGGAGGAUCUGGUAAGAUGGAUACAGGAGCGAUAAUGGAGCAGGUGAAGGUACAGAUAGCGGUGGCUAACGCUCAGGAGCUGCUGCAGAAAAUGACCGAUAAAUGCUUCAAGAAGUGCGUGGGCAAACCAGGCAGCACGCUGGAUAAUUCUGAACAGAAAUGCAUCGCCAUGUGCAUGGACCGAUACAUGGACGCCUGGAACACGGUGUCUCGCGCCUACAACUCCAGACUGCAGAGGGAGCGGGCGCGGAUGUGAUGCUCACCCCCCUCCACCCGCACCUCGACCCUGGAUAGAGCGGCUCGGGCCGGAUCGUGCGGAUCGCCCCCCGCCGCUUCACCGUCAGAGAACCAUCGGGGGAACCUGAGGCGAGAGAGUUCGGGACUUGUUUCGUUUGUUUGUGUUAUGAACAGGUGGACGUUUCGCUCGAUUAUAUAUUUUUCGGAGGGAUACGAAGACGAUCGAAAUACACUGUACGGCCAAAAGUAUUCGGACGCCUGACCGUGAGCUUGUCUGAUGUACCGUUUUUAACAUAGAGUGACCUCACUGACCUUUUCAGCUAGAACUGACGCUCUUCUGAGAAGAUUGAUCAGUCUGUGUUCCGGUUCAUCCCAGAGCUGCUGAGUGGGGCUGAGGUCAGAGCUCUAUACAGGACACUGGAGUUUCUCUUCACGUCUUUAUACAGCUUGCUCAUUCUGGAACAGGAAGGGGCCUUCCCUAAACUGUUGCUGCAAACUUGAAAACACAAUUUCCUUUAUAUUAUUAAUUUAUUACACCUGUUAGCGAUUGCUCUGGCUGAAACAGCGGUAGUCUAGUGGGUAGAGCUUGUGGGUUUGAAUCCAGGCUCUGCUAUGCAGCAGCUGUUGGGGCCCUUGAGCAAGGCCCUUAACCCUGUCUGCUCCAAGGGCGUCGUACAACGGCUGACCCUGAGCUCUGACCACAGCUUCCAAACAAGCUGGGAUAUACAGAAAUAUAAUUGUAUUGUACUGCACACGUGUAGACGUAUAUAUGACAAAUAAAGGGGUGUCCAAAUACUUUUGUCCAUAUAGUGUGUGACUGAUGUCUUUGUUUCUGAAUCGUGUGUGUGUAAUAAAAAUCAUAAGAAUAAAUCAGGGAAGUUUGAGGUGGUGGACUGAACUCUGCCGGUCGUAUGAAGUUUGUGUCCUCGUGUGGGCGCUACACCUCCCUCCUCUUCCCGCCCUCUGCCCUCGAACCUGCUUCCGUUCCCGGGGGGAAUUUAGGAGCAUCCCUCUCUCAGAACCGCAGAUCCCACUGUUCACCCGCUCCCAACAAAAGCUUCAUUCUUCCCUCCGGAUCCUGAUCUUCUGAUGACAGUAGCGGCUUUGUGUGAAUGCAGAUCGCUGCGCUACAGAUCCUGCAAUAAUAUCACCUCGCUGUGUGUGUGUGUGUGUGUGUGUGUGUGUGUGUGUCCUCAACCAACCUCUUAAAUAAAAACACAGACUGGA